GCCAGCUUAUGCAGGAGAAUACUGUGGGAGACAGUGUCAAAGGCUUUGCUGAAGUCUAGGUAGACUAUAUCAACAGCCUUUCUCUCAUCCACCAGACGGAUCACUAGAUCAUAGGAGAUCAGGUUGCCCUUUGUGAACCCAUGCUGGCUAGGCCUGAUUCCUCAGUUGUCCCACACAUGCUGCGUGAUCUCCCUCAAAGCAGUCUGCUCCAUAAUCUUCCCUGGUACCAAGGUCAGGAUAACAUGCCUGGAGUUCCCCGGAUCCUUCUUACAACCCUUCUUGGAGAUGGGAGUCACACUGGCAAGCCUCCAGUCUUCUGAGGAAGUCCUGAUGGACAACAGACUGGCCAUGAGCUAGCAGUGUGCACUUGUGGCCAAGAAGGCCAAUGGAAAUAAAGAGUGCAAUCAAAAGAGUUGGCCAGCAGGAUCAGGGAGGUGAUCCUCUCCCUCUUCUCUGGCCUGGUGAGGUCAUGUCUGGAAUGUGUCGUAUUCAGUUCCGUCCUCCCCAGUUCAAAACAGACAGGGAUGUUCUAGAAAAAGUCUGGCAGAGGCUGUAAAGAUGAUGAGGGGCCAGCAGCAUCUCUCAUUUGAGAAAGGCUGAGAGACCUGGGAGCUGUGGAGCUACCACCAUCUUGCGCAGAAGCCAAGGGCCCAUGCCCACAGCCACCAUGAGGCAGUGACUAUGAUGUCACAGUGGGUGUCACAGAGCAGCCAUUGUGAUGUGUGAAGCUUGGAGCAGAGCAAAGGCUGCCAGGCUCAGGCUGAGUGUCAGUGCAGCCUGGUGAGGCACGGAGAGAGCAGGGACUCUUGCAGUGCUCACUAUCAACGCACAGUGAUGUUCAGUAGGAAGAGGAAGGCCUCAAGCUCAGAGGAGCCAGCAUGCAUGCUUUGUGGCCGAGCAGAUGAUGACCCAAACAUCUUUGGGCGCACAUUUGGCCAGGGUUGGAUUCGUGUCCAUGAGUUCUGCUUGAUUUUUGCCAACAUCUUCUAUGCAGAAACAGUCUCAAGAGAUGGAACUGUAGGCAUCCCCCUUGAUGACAUCGCACGCAAAGUCAAACAGGCAAACCAGAAGCAAUGCUGUGUUUGUGGAGAGAGGGGCGCUGCCAUCGCCUGUGCUGAGAGCGGAUGUGCACGUAGCUUCCAUCUGCCGUGUGCCAAGGACGGGCAAUGCAUCACCCAGUUCUUUGGACAGCACAGGUCCUUCUGCUUUGAGCACCACCCUCGACAGACAGCAGUGACAGCUCCAGCAAAAGGCACCACCUGCAUCAUCUGCCUUGGGCCUGUGGGAGACAGCUUGUCCUACCACACCCUGGUGUGUCCAGCGUGCAGACACACCUGGUUCCACCGGGGCUGCAUCCAGCAACAGGCCUUAACUGGCAAUGCGUGCUUCCGGUGCCCCGGAUGUCGAGACAGUCUUCUGUUCUUAGUGGAAAUGUCCACCAUGGGGAUCCAAAUCCCAGACAGAACACCAGAACAAGAGGACAGUGAUGCAUAUGCGUCACUUCUACAGAGGCACCGGCGCUGUGAUGCCAUCAGGUGCCGUCACCCUGAAGGCAGAGAGCAGGCAGAUAUAAGGGGGCCCUGGCAGCUGAUCCUGUGCAGCUCCUGUGGAGCGGAGAGCACCCACCGACAGUGCUCCUAUCUGAGCAACACAGCAGCCACGUGGGACUGUGACAGAUGUGCUGGCCUGGGUACCGCCUCCAGCGCCAUCUCGGAGCUCGCGGCACUCAGCACUGCCAGACAGGAGAGCCUGGAGCCAUCCCACAGACCCCAGGAGCCUGAGGACAGCUGCUCCGGCCCGGACAGCCAGGCAGCGUCCGGGCCAUCACACAGGUCCCAGCUGCCGGAGCUCAGCUGCCAGAGUAGAGAGCCGGGGACAGAACACACGACAAUCCCCUCAUGUUUACCAAUGGAUAUGGCUGAGCAGCACCAAGGACGCCAUCGGAGGAGACAAACAGCAGUCCAAAGCGCUGAGUGUUGCUCCCGCACCUCCACCAGACGGGGCAGAUCAGAAUCUUCCAGAGAGUUCCCUGGGGCUGCAUGCAGAAAGCAUCCCAGGCAGCGGGGAACAAGCCGGACACGAAGCCGCACCCCGCUGCAAAGUCGGGCCUCAAGUUCCCAGAGCCGGCCAAGAAGACGCCAUGGGAGCAGAGGAACAUCAGCUCCUUGUGAUCAGAGCAGCACCCGCAGAUCAGCCAGACUGGCAACACUGAGGUCCUCGAGGGCUUCCCCAGUGCCUGAACAAAGGGGAACAGUCUGUGCAUGGAGCGCAGGCUCUGACAGAAAGCCAUUACCCAGCAAGGUGUCGAGAUUAAAAUUCCCAUAGCUGGCCCUACACCGGAGACCACCUGAGGCAUAAAGCUACUCCUAGAUCCAACAUCAGAGUCAAAGUCUGUGCAGCCAGCCCCCAAGCCUGCACAGGAGUUAUCAUGUACCAGUCCCACCUACUUUCUCUGAUCCCGAGUCCAACUGUAUGGGAACUGCUGAAUCACAACCCAAAUCACUGAUUGACCAGAUAGGAAAAGGACUUGGUCAGCGCUGGAAGGGGUGGAGCCUGGCUGCACCUCUCUUAGACCCCAUUUAAGGGCUGACUGCCACUGGGGAAAGUUCUCUUUCUGGAGAUUUCUCCUUGGUGAAGCUUCUUCCUACAAACCUACAAUUUUCUGAUACAGGCAAGCAAUCUUCUUCCCUUCCUUUAUAGCACCACUCUAUCGUGCCAGUCCUUUCGUUAUCACACCUUUGUUAUAACACCUUUUCCAUUGUAUCAAUUUGUCAAAUUGCUACAGCAACACAAUAAAGAUCAGAGAUUCCCCCACACGCAUUUGUCAGCUUCAUCCUUCCCUGCUUCUGCUGAGGUGGGCAGAGGUAGGGACCUUGACAACAGGGUUGUCUCCUUCCCAGACCUCACU
Messenger RNA from Meleagris gallopavo (turkey), 2908 nucleotides. RefSeq names its product E3 ubiquitin-protein ligase PHF7-like. NCBI's taxonomy places the organism in Eukaryota, Metazoa, Chordata, Aves, Galliformes, Phasianidae. The record is from RefSeq and is a predicted model, not a curated record. Gene Ontology annotation, cellular component: nucleus.